Messenger RNA from Ostrea edulis (European flat oyster), 2040 nucleotides. RefSeq lists its product as uncharacterized. NCBI's taxonomy places the organism in Eukaryota, Metazoa, Mollusca, Bivalvia, Ostreida, Ostreidae. The transcript has a single exon. Bases 1 to 2040 code for a protein of 679 amino acids. Gene Ontology annotation, molecular function: zinc ion binding; nucleic acid binding. The record is from RefSeq and is a predicted model, not a curated record.
AUGGCUGGCGUUUUAUUACCAGAUUUACACGGAAUUCCGAAUUUUGACAUUUCUGAAGCGACGGGCUUAUCGGAAAGAUGGAAACGAUGGCUGCGUGCUUUCAAACUAUAUGCUGCAGGGAAAGGAGUUACUGAUCCUGAUCAAAAGCAAGCUCUGCUACUGCAUACAGCAGGGAUGGAUGUGCAAGACAUUUUUUAUACCUUACCAGAAGGUGAAGGAGAUGAUGCGUAUGAUAAAGCGGUGAGUGCUCUUGACACUUAUUUCACCCCCCAAGCAAACAUACCGUAUGAAAGGUCAGUGUUUAGAAGUAUGGCACAAAUGCCGAACGAAACAAUUGAACAAUAUAUAACGAAGCUACGCCAAAAAUCUGAAACAUGUGAUUUUGGUAAUCGUGAAGCUGUAGACGAACGCAUACGGGAUCAAAUUAUAGACAAAUGUUUGAAUCAUAAUCUCAGGCGCAAAUUACUGGAAAAGGGACGCAACCUUAACUUAACACAAUUACGUGAAGUGGCUAAAGCUAUGGAGGACUCUGAGCGACAAGCAAAGUCAAUCGAAACCCAAGGUCAGAGUGUUAAAAGUGACAUAAACAAAGUUAAUUAUUCAAAAGAUAAAUUUGGGGCCAAAACAGUUCGCAGUAGUAAGUCACAGAUAUGUUACAGUUGUGGUUUAGAGGGCCAUAUAAGGACUGACCCCAAAUGCCCGGCACGUGGAAAAAAAUGUCGGAAGUGUAAGCAAGUUGGUCAUUUUGAACGUCAGUGUAAGACCAAGGACAAGCCAAAAACUAAAUAUAAGCCGGAGAAAAUUCGUCAAGUUUCUCAGCAACAGACACACACUUCAAGUGAUGAUGACUAUGCAUUUAGCAUAAAUCAGAUAAAUGCUGUAUGUGAAAAUAUUGUGGUAUCAGUUGGGAACGUCAACCUGAAGAUGAUAAUUGACUCUGGUGCAUCCUGCAAUAUCAUGGGAAGACCAUUAUGGGAAUAUCUGAAGCGAAACCAUAUAAAGUGCGUUUCAACAAAAUCAUGUAGAGAAUUGUUUGCGUAUGGAUCAACCGAACCGUUGAAAGUAGUGGGAGCAUUCAGUGCCACUAUUGAAGGUAACAACAAAACUAUUCCAAAUGUUGAAUUUGUUGUUAUUGAUGGGAAAGGACAGGCAUUACUUGGUCGUGAAACUGCGUUAAAACUGAGUGUCCUUAAACUCGUACAUCAUGUUACCGAAGGAGCUGUUUGCACCCCGAACGAGACAAUUUUUGAGAAAUACCCAGAAUGUUUUACUGGAGUAGGAAAGUUGAAAUCGUUUCAACUUGAAAUACCGAUUGAUCCGGACGUGGAGCCAGUUAUCCAGCCGAUGAGACGUACACCGUUCAAUUUGCGUGAUAAACUUGAGAAGAAAUUGAAUGAACUCUUAGAUCUUGAUAUAAUUGAACGUGUUGAAGAACCUAGUUCGUGGGUGUCACCGGUUGUGUGCGUACCGAAGCGUUCCAGUGAUGAUAUUCGUCUCUGCGUGGACAUGCGCUUGGCAAACACAGGUGUGAAACGUAUCAGACACCCCAUUCCGACGAUUGAUGAGUUACUUCAAGAGAUGAAUUCUAGUAAAGUGUUCAGCAAAUUAGAUGUCACCUGGGCGUAUCAUCAGAUUGAGUUAAAACCUGAAUCGAGAGAAAUAACUACUUUUGUAACACAUAAGGGUCUUUUCAGAUACAAGCGCCUUAUGUUUGGUGUGAGUUGUGCCCCUGAAUUAUAUCAAAAAGUCAUGCAACAGGUCUUACAAGGGUGUGAAGGGGUUCAUAAUAUCAUGGAUGAUAUUAUUGUACAUGCUAGUUGUCAAGCUGAACAUGACAAAUGCCUUGAAAAUGUAGUUAGGGUAUUGCGAGACAAAGGUAUUACUUUGAACAAGGACAAAUGUCAGUUUAACAUGUCACAAGUCGUUUUUAUGGGUCAUGUUUUAUCAGACCGUGGUAUCGGGCCGGCUGAUGUAAAAGUAAAAGCCGUAGUUGAAGCGCGCGAGCCGAAGAACUCUGCUGAAGUUCGCAGUUUUUUUUAG